AGGCGGCGUGAGCUGACCGAGCGCUGUUUGCGCAGGGCGCUUGGCCGUGUGACGAUGGGGUGGUUGCGUUCUUGUUGACGGUGCGUGCGAGGUCGUCAGGCCGACGACCAUGGUGACAUAGGAGGCAACGUCGGCCAAAAAGGCUCGCAGUGUGCCGGUCCGAGAGAAGCGGCCGCCGUAUGGCGAAGGCGGCUCAGCCGUUCGCUCCGGCCGUUGCCUGCGCGCCGGUCACAAAAGUGGAAAUCAGCGUCUCUUGCAGGCAACUCAAAGACAAGGACUUUUUCUCCAAGUCUGACCCUAUGUGCGUUCUGUUCAUGAGAGAAUGUGAUAGUGACAAUUGGCGCGAGGUGGGGCGAACAGAGACUGUAGACAACUGCCUCAAUCCCGAUUUUGUGACCAAGUUUCUUGUGGACUACUACUUUGAGGAGCGACAGCAACUUUUGUUCAAACUGUAUGACAUCGAUAGCCCUAGUGUGGACCUUCAGAAUCACGACUUUCUCGGUCAGGCUAGCUGUACUUUGGGAGAGCUCGUUGCCUACCAGGGCACACAAGUCAAGUUCCAGCUGUCGGGACUCCCAGGCAACUGUGGCACCAUUUUGUGUGACGUGCAUGUUUUCUUUUUCUGCCAGCGGGUCAUUGACAUGCAGUGGUACGCUCAGAAGCUGGACAAGAAAGACUGGUUUGGGAAGUCGGACCCUUUCCUCGAGUUCUACCGCAUCAGCGAAGACAACACGUACACAGCUGUAUUCCGCACGGAAGUGGUGAAGAAGAGCUUGAACCCAACAUGGCGGCCCUUCGCCAUCCAGAUGCGUCAGCUGAGUGGAGGCGACGAGGACCGUACCAUCCGUGUUGUCUGCUACGACUGGGACUUUGACGGAGGCGUGUCUCGCAGCCACGAUCUCAUUGGAGAGUUCUACACCAACGUGCGCACGCUUGCUGAGGGACCUGGGCCAGCGAACGAGUACGAGCUCAUCAACAAAAAGAAACAGGCUAAGAAAAAGAAGUACAAAAAUUCGGGUGUGGUGAAGUUGAUGUCUUUUGGAAUCCGUGAAGAGGCCACAUUUCUUGACUACAUUCGUGGCGGCCUGCAGAUGCACUUCACUGUGGCCGUGGAUUUCACUGCAUCGAAUGGGGACCCCCGAGAUCCUGCAUCUCUGCACUUCCUGGACCCGUCGCAGCCGAAUGCAUACAUGAUGGCCAUACAGGCAGUUGGUGAGGUGAUCCAGGAUUAUGACUAUGACAAGAUGUUCCCCGCGCUUGGCUUUGGUGCACGGCUGCCACCUGAUGGAACUGUGUCGCACGAGUUCUUCCUCAAUGGUCAUCCAACAGACCCGUACUGUGUGGGCAUCGAGGGUGUCCUGGAGGCCUACCGGAGGACCCUGCGGUCUGUGCAGCUGUACGGGCCCACGAACUUUGCACCGGUCAUCAACCAUGUGGCAAAGUUUGCGAGGACGUACCGUGACGGAACAAGCUACUUUGUGCUGCUCAUCAUCACGGACGGGGUCAUCAGCGACAUGCCGCAGACUCUCGAGGCCAUUGUGCAGGCCUCCACCCUGCCAAUGUCCAUCAUCAUUGUGGGUGUGGGCAAUGCUGACUUCUCAGCCAUGGAGGUGCUGGACGGGGACGUGGUGCGAGUGAGCUCGCGGGGUCGCGCGGCCGAGCGGGACAUUGUGCAGUUUGUGCCCUUCCGCAAGUUCCUCCAGGGCGGGCCCUGGCAGAGUAACCAGAUGCGGCUCGCUAAGGAGGUGCUGGCCGAGAUCCCCGACCAGGUCACCAGCUACAUGCUCAAGAACCACGUCAAGCCCGGGCCGGGCUCUGUUUCCCAAGGCGGCACCUCCUGAGUGCCAAAAGCAGCACACUGUAGACAAGUAGCCAGCACAGUCUUUCACGUAGAGCUGGCCCACUGUCGAAAUGCUAGAGCAGAGGCCCCCACCCCCUCCCAUUCACUAGGCUGGCUGCGCUGGGUUACGGGACUGGUCUCGUUGCGACUGCACACACACACACAAUACACUUUGCUGUCGCUUGUGUGGAGGCACAGGUACGCAAUGCUCUCUUGCAAGUUCUUCUGGACUGCUGUCAAAUGAAUAGAACAUUGCAGGCGCUUGUGGUUGCCCACACUGUUUGAUAUUGGGGAGGAAUAAAGUGUGAGAAUGCAAGGCUAUCGACAGUGCUUCAAGCACCAGGUUGUCAACCUUGCCCGUGGGGAAACCUGCACGCAGAACCUGAAAGUCGCACAAAGGGCAUGUGCAGUCAUCUCAGUGUAUGACAGAUUCAUCAUCUUGAUGACGAAAACAUGUCUCUGCCCUUUGACAGCAGUCCAAAAGUCUUGGAAGGGCGUGUAGCUUUGGCCAGUGUUUCCACGACUUGGCCAUGUCCAAAGCUCAAUCUCGCAUUUUUGUGCCUUUGCCUUCAGCCACAAGCAACUAGCGACAAGCUGUGUUGAAUAUGCUCAGUGGGUUGAACAAAGGGAAUAGAGGCGUGCCACUCCUGCAGACAGCAGGCUGUACAUGUGCCGUCUACCCCAGUGACAGAGAGAUCCAUUAGACUAGGAGACAGAAACAAGUUCUACAUCGUGCCAACAUUAGACUCAUCUGAUCUGUAAAAAAUUAUCAUGGUAGAGACUAUGUUUUCACUGUAUAUAUGGCUUAUGUGCAUCACAGACACCACAUUGGAUCAUCAGUCACAGCCCCUCUAGGGAGAUAAGCAGACUUGAUAAGGUUUGAUGAAAUGUGACAUAUUGUGGUUCAAUCAGCAUAAAUUGUGUCAUUGUUUAGCCACAUUGUCUAGUCGGCCACACUGGGAUGGCGGCUGCUUUUUAACGCGAUAAAAGAAAAACUUGGCAUUCAUUUGAAUGUAGCACUACAUCACAAAGGAACUCUAGAACUUGUUCCUGAGCUGGUUGGUAUCUAUGCUUGCCAAACGAAAAAUACAGGAGGAAAGAGACGGAUGGUGCUCCACUGUCUCCUCUCCGUCCUUUUUUCUUGUUUCAAACAUUGCUCCAAGAAAAACACGUUCGGCGAACUACAGAGAAAACGAUUGUCAAAACAGCGCAUAUGCAACAGGCAAACGCAAAAUGACAUACCGAAUAACCAACCCUCCCCAAUCACCACCCUUGCUACAAAGUACCAGGGGUGCUACAUGUUUUAUGAUAGAACAUACUAUCUCGCCGAAUGGGAUUUGGCAAGGCCUAGUUCGCUACAGUAAAAGCUAGUUAGUUUGACCCCUGUUAAUUUGGAUAAUUUGGACGUAUUCUCUGGUCCUGGCAAGCUUAUGUAUUGUUUAAUGGCAUCAAACUCUUGUUAAUUCGGUCCUAUUUGGCUGCCACCCGGUUAAUUCGGACGAUCCUCGCAUUACGCCAAGCGCAAAGCAUUGCAAAUGUGUGAUGAAAGGAGUGAAAACAGCAUUUGCGAACAACCACAAUGGCCGCAGGCGUUCAGAAAGGCGUGGUUGCAAUACAUGAUUGUGCAUUGGCGAGCCAGGUCUAUACAGCAGCAGGUGCGAUGCUCAGCAGUUUCGUUUCGACUCUGGACAUAAGCCGCCUUCAGAACUACAUGGAUGCUAUAGUCGUGCCUUUAGCGACCACACUUUCAUCCACAGCGGAUGCAGCACUCAGUAGCUUCAUUUUCACUUUGGGCAAUGCACGUGCAAUGUCACAAAACUCAAACAUGGUGGAAGCUGUUGAAGAUGAAGAGCUUCAGCCGCGGUACACAGGCUGGCAUAAAACUCGCUUGCUACAUUGUGAUGGACGAAUGAUCUGUUGCCAGCCAUUUUUCCGGCUAAAAAGUUGUUACUUGCACAUGGUGGUAUUGAUGGUUGCAGUACGUGAUAAGGGAGGGGUGCGGAGAAGGUAUUGGAUGACUUAAGACACGGGUGUCUUGUGCCACGGUCACAUUGUGGACGAAGUCACAAAGGACGAAAAUUGCUGCUUUUAUACUGCUCUUAUGCAAUUCAAGCAUUCAACAAGAAAAUGAAAAUCUAUUGAUGUAAUAGACACUUGUUUAUCGCUUUCUUGAUACUUUCGAUAACUUGACAUUUGGUUAAUUCGGACAUUUUUUCUGGUCUCGUGGCGUCCAAAUUAACGAGCUUUUACUGUAUAGUCAUAUGCAUCAUAUGGGGGUAUAGCAACAGGAAGAGGCAGUUCUGUCAAUCAUAUGUGUUGUCUGCUAGGCCAGCACCUCCUCCUAUUUUUGCAAUGCCAGUCAUCCAACCGUUCACCACCCUCUUCUAUCAUCCUGUCCUACUUGCACCUGCUUUGAGUUCAUGGGGGGAGUACCCUUUAGGUGGUGCCUCACGAUGAAAGUCAGAGGAGGCAAUUUUUGGUUCAGUUGCGUUCAUAUCCGUGGAGCGUCAUCUUCUUUCCUUCAUGAUCACCAUGUCGGUUGUCAUGCUGGCUCUUUAAGAAAUGUGGUGUUUUGAGAUGGCACAUUUCCAUUCGUGGAGCUAUGAAUGCUACGACGUGGAUGUGUCACUGGGCCCCGCUGCUGCAUGCACUGGCUUUAAAAUGUGCCACACGAGCGCUGUGUGGUGGCGGUGGUAUUGCUUUGAGCCACAAAGGAAGGAGCAUGAAGGAACAAAUCUGACAGACACGCAAUAUAUGAGGACAGCAGGUCUACCGCAUUUUUACGGGAACGGCAGUGUCACGAGCUUAGACGCACGUGUGGCGCAAACAGCCGUACCAUCUAGGUGGCGUCGCACCGCGGUAACUCCGUGAACUAAGACUGACUAAAGGCUCAAUCUUCUGUCUGGCUUAAUCCAAUCUCAUGCCAACAGGUUGCGAAAAUGGCCAUUAGUGCCACCUAGCACCCGAUCAAGACAUUAAAACAAAUAAAUUGUCAAUGUCAUCAGGCUCUUCAAUUUCAGUCUUUGAAAGGCAAUGCCCCCAAAUAUUAAUAUUCAGUUAUAAUAAUUUUAUAUUUCUUCAUGCGUUGCAAAACAUUUCUGAAUUCCCUCAGCAGACGGUCAAUAGGCGACUCAUUCUUCUGGAGCCCUUCACCUCCUGGCUGUUUGCUCCCCCUUGUUCCCUCGUGACAUUACGUUCCGUUUUAUCAUAGCAUGCAUAGAAGAUUGCACCCCUGUUCUUCAGAAAACAGAAUUGCACACUUGAAAGAAAGAUUAUCUCGAUCUGGAAACUGAAACUUGGCACCACUGCUUCUUUAUGGCAGUUGCCUUGCCAGCUGAGCUGACCAUGAGAGAUUAUUAAUGUCAGUAAGUGGGAAAUGGGUGGUUAUUGAGACAAAUUAUAGAGGAAACACUGGGCAACCACCUUAAAGGGGCCUGGCAACACUUUUUGAACAUGGUCAGAAAAUGCUGCCGAUUGGUAGUUGAGGCUCCUGCGAACAUGUGAGUUAAACAUUAUAGCGCAGCACGCGCCAUGGAAUUUUAUACAAUUAAGUUUCAAGGUCGGCUAGAAAUCGACUCGCUCUUCUCUCGACAAAUGAUGCCAUAAGCUCAAUUUUUACUUCUUCAUAGGCGCACGGCCAUCGGCUCAUAUGAGCAUCGUGAGCUGCAUAGUUGCUGCGACUGCCACGCUUGAUAGGGCUAGAAUUGCAGACAAUAUUACGUCCUGUAAUACUGUGUGCACACAAACCAACUAGCCCAACUCUCCCUUUUUGCUACACAAUAUAGAAUCACACCAGCGCGCUCGUGAUCAUACUGAAAGUCAGCCACACAUUAAAAAAAAAAGAGUGCUCAAGAUCAUGAUGCGUACUGACUUGGCUUCUUGCCCUCUUUGUCAUCUCCCCCUGAGCAGCUUUCAGCGAGCUUGCUGAGAUGAAAGGAAAAAGCACUUAAAGCAUGCGACAAAUCUCUGUAACUCUGCCCAUACUUUAUGCAGCAGACAAUGAACUCCAAUACUAAGGUCAUUUGUUGAUUACUUGGAAAAGUAUUGCUGGGCCCCUUUAAAGUGCUUUGAAAUGAGCAAGGUACCUCACACAAAUUCAUAACUGGCAAAAUUUCUCAAACGGGCACACUAUUUACAUUCUGCAUACCCCCCUCCAUGUUGACCACUAUUCCACUAUUCCAAAGGAGCGGUGUGGUGUCCCACCAAUGCGUUGCGCUUCAUGCCUACCGAGUGGUUGUGCCCAAGUGUGAGCCGAUAGCAGUGUUUUUCUCCCGUGGGAGCGUGCAGAUCUUAUAAAAAUGCACAUUUUCAACUAGUGAUACAGAUGUUUAACUGUGUCGGUUAGUGUAAACAAUGUGAGGAUGUGCAAUGAUCCAAACGUCCUGCCUGCUUCAUGUCAACUAUUGGCCAGUGGUAGCUCUUUAUAGGAAUAUACAUGUUGUCGAUCAGAGGGAGAUUGGCCAACUUGGUGCCUCGCUUCUGAAUUCCAUAUGCUUUUAGAAAAUUUUGCAGCAUAGAAGCUCCGUCAUCUAUGUGGAGCAUGCUUUCUCAUCAAGCUCCUUUAACGAAGCUACAAAGAAACCCUAACAUAGUUGGACCUCUCCAGCAGCUCAAUGGAGGUGGUUCUCCAGCGUGGUGUUUGUGAUGCAAGCCACCUUAUUGGUAAGCUAAUGUGGGUACUGUCUGCACCAGUGUUCUUCAGUCAUACCAGUGACAAAACUCCGUUCUGAAAUUGGGGCACGCCCAUGGAUGAAUGUGCGGAGAACAGCAAACAGAUCUGGGAGUGAUGACGGAAAACACAAUGCAUUGCAACGAUUGCGGCAGUCUUUGCUGUCACCGCACAAGUUGUUAUGGCAUGAAUUGGGAGAAGUGCUUUCAAAAAAAGGUCGAAGAGUUCAUCUGCAAAAUUUAAGCUGCAAGCGUAAGCACACUGCUUGCUUCAUCGAUGUGGCAUUGCUAGCAGCCUUGAGAAUCGGAACACACAAUAAUAUUACUGUUUUCGCCUACUGGUGGCACCACAAUUCACAGACCUCUGCUAUUUAGGCCAAUGGCGUGUCCUGAUUUUGAUAUAUAGAGCCUAUGGGGAGUUUCACAACUUGUACGAUUGAAAAACUCUGGUUUGCAUGAGCAGGGUGUGUACGAGCUCCUUUAGUUUGGCUUGCUAGGUGUACAUCUUCUGCAACCGUAGUCGCAGCCACUGCACUGGGGCAGACAAGUCUUUUUGUUCAUAUGCAAAGGCUAGCACUCUCCUCCCUGUCUGGCAAAGCCAAUCACGUGUGAUAUUUUUGUGUCGGCUGCAUGCAGUGGGGCACUUACAAACAACGAACAAAACUCCCGCAUGGUAGCUGUUUGCUCAGAGACCGCCCUGUGUGGUCCUUGCAGGAAGGAAUCCCCCCUUGCCAAGAAGGAAUGCCCUCGAUUUGACCUGCCUGUGGUGGGUCUGUGUUGUUGUUGGCCUUGUGUUCCUCCAUGCUGUUUUAAUGUAUGGGGCUUUGUACUGACUAUGUUGGAAGCUUUGCUGUUAUUUUUCUAUUGUGCGGCUGAAUCCACCAAGGGCACUGAACACAAAUAAAAACUCAAAUGUUUUUCUUGUUUGGCAAAA
Molecule: messenger RNA, 7442 nt
Organism: Rhipicephalus sanguineus (brown dog tick)
Lineage: Eukaryota; Metazoa; Arthropoda; Arachnida; Ixodida; Ixodidae
Product: copine-8
Exons: 14
Coding region: 180-1841 (553 amino acids)
Biological process (GO): cellular response to calcium ion
Cellular component (GO): plasma membrane
Molecular function (GO): calcium-dependent phospholipid binding
Source: RefSeq, a predicted model, not a curated record